This is a messenger RNA of Diatraea saccharalis (sugarcane borer), 3050 nucleotides long. The record is from the annotation of a GenBank genome assembly. NCBI's taxonomy places the organism in Eukaryota, Metazoa, Arthropoda, Insecta, Lepidoptera, Crambidae.
ACAACGGAUAAACUGUCAGUGAGUGACAGACAUUUUGACAAUUGACUUGACACUAUUGACGUGACGUGUAAACUGAAUCCAUCGGUGCCACAUAAUUUUCUUAUUACAAACAAGAAAAAGCUCAAAAUGAGCGUUUUCAAGCGUGACAAGAAAGAAGAAGAGGAAGGCGGAGGUAACCCCUACCUGAAUUUGGAUAAAACCAUUGUUUUACAAGAGUCUAGAUACUUUAACCAGACUCCGGUCAAUCCGCGAAAAUGCAGCCUUAUUCUGACGAAAAUCUUAUAUUUACUGAAUCAGGGAGAGAAGUUUACAACUCAAGAAGCCACAGAAGCGUUUUUCGCUACCACCAAACUAUUUCAAUCGAAAGACGUGAUGCUUCGUCGAAUGGUGUACCUUUGUAUAAAGGAAUUGAGUACUUUAGCUCAAGAUGUUAUCAUUGUUACCUCUUCUUUGACUAAAGAUAUGACUGGGAAAGAGGAUUUGUACAGGGCAGCGGCUAUAAGAGCUCUAUGUAGUAUCACUGAUAGCACAAUGUUACAGGCUAUUGAAAGGUACAUGAAACAAGCCAUUGUUGAUAAAAACCCAGCUGUUAGUUCUGCAGCUUUGGUUUCUGCGCUUCAUUUAUCUUCUACCGCGCCAGAUCUAGUCCGCCGAUGGGCUAAUGAAGCUCAGGAAGCUAUCGCAUCUGACAACGCCAUGGUAUCUUACCAUGCGCUUGGAGUAGUUGCUGGGUCAAGAAAAAAUGAUAAACUCUCAACUGUCAAAUUAGUGACUCGUCUAGGUCGAUCCCCAUUGAAAUCGCCAUACGCCCUCUGCCUGUUAAUUCGGUUAGCAGCACAGCUCGUAGAAGACGACGACUCUGACGCUUCACAAUCUUAUAUUGAUUUUAUAGAGUGCUGCCUCAGACAUAAGUCUGAAAUGGUCAUAUAUGAAGCAGCCCAUGCAAUUGUCAAUCUAAGGAAAACAGCUAGGGAUCUCGCUCCUGCAGUGUCGGUGUUGCAGUUGUUCUGUGGAUCUUCCAAAGCCAGUUUAAGACUGGCAGGCGCUAGAACGCUUGCUAGAUUAACAGCAAAGCACCCUACAGCAGUAGCUGCAUGUGCUGUUGAUUUGGAAAACCUCAUAUCGGAUCCCAAUCGUUCUGUCGCUACUUUGGCAGUAACAACUUUACUAGCUACUGGUGCCGAAAGCUCUGUAGAUAGGCUGAUGAAGCAGAUAUCGAGUUUCGUGUCUGAAAUCUCUGACGAAUUCAAGAUUGUUGUUGUCAGAGCUAUUCGGCGCCUCUGCACCAAGUUUCCAAGAAAGCACCAGUCCUUAGCCGCAUUUUUAGCUGGUAUGUUACGCGACGAAGGGGGUUUAGAAUACAAAGCGGCAAUCGCUGAUGCAAUAAUCGCUCUAGUUGAAGAAAACCCCGAAGCGAAGGAGACUGGUUUGGCACACUUAUGUGAAUUUAUCGAAGAUUGCGAGCACACUGCUCUGGCUGUUCGUAUUUUGCAUUUAUUAGGUCGAGAAGGCCCAAAGUCCCGUCAACCUUCACGUUACAUUCGUUUCAUUUACAAUAGAGUUAUUCUUGAAUCGGGGCCGGUUCGCGCGGCUGCUGUCUCCGCAGUUGCCCAGUUCGGUGCGCAACGACCCGAACUACUUCCAAACAUAAGAGUUCUUUUGAAUCGUUGUCAGAUGGACGACGAAGACGAGGUGAGAGACAGAGCUAUUUACUACAGCGCUAUCUUGGAUACCAGUGAUCAGGAACUGAUAAACGACUAUAUAGUUAACGUACCUAAACCUAAUCCAGUGUUACUAGAAAAAGCGUUACGUGAUCACUUAGCUACGCAGCCUGAUAAACCUUUCGAUUUGAAUGCGGUUCCGUCUGAGGAAGAGCCUAAGGAGAAUAAGGAGGCGCCAGUCGAGAUCGAAGUCCGCAAACCUUUACAUGAGUCUAUGGAAGAGAUGUACUCUGAGCAGUUGUCGAAAAUACCUGGCAUCGAACGUGCCGGUCCGAUUUUCAAAACCAAUCUCCCGAUUGAUCUGACUGAAGCGGAAACUGAAUAUAGGGUUAAAUUACUCAAACAUGUAUAUGCUCGUCAUGUGGUUUUACAAUUCGAAUGCGUGAAUACACUAAACGAUCAAAUAUUGGAGGACGUUCACGUUCGUUUAGAGGUGCCCCCGGAGUACGAGAUAAAAUCAAUAGUCCCAUGCCAGAAAUUAGUGUGCGAUAAGCCGGGAAGCGUUUUUGUCGUUGUAGAAUAUCCGUGCGCUUUCCUAGACAGUUUGGGGACUUUCGGCGCGACUUUAGAGUUCACCGUUAGAGAUUGCGAUCCAAAUACUGGCGUGCCGGAACCAGGAGAUGGUUAUGCUGACACGUAUCCUUUGGAAGAGUUCGAUAUGGGCUGUUCUGAUCAGAUUAGAGCUAGAGCGGCGGCAGAUGAUUGGGAUCAGACGUGGGAGCGGUCAUCGAAUGCACCUCAAGCUUCAGAUACGUUCGUUUUGCCGCAGAAUAAUGCUAACGAUGCGGCGAAGGCAGUUUGUGAACAUUUAGGUUUGCCUAAAGCUGCGAUUGUAGGGGAAGCUGUCAAGGAGAUUAGGGGAGGCGGAAUAUUCAGGGGUGGGGCUCCAGUACUUGUCAGAGCGAGGUUGGUUUUAGGCCCUGAAGGUGUUACUAUGCAGUUAGCCGCUAGGUCUCCAAGGGAAGAUGUCGCGCAACUUCUUCUAGCCGCUGUUGGUUAAUUUUUUAAGCAUUAGCCAAGUGAUGUAUUCUUCUAAAUGAGUCUAGGUUAUUUAUAAUAAAAUCGAUGUUCAAACUAUGUUUUUCAAUACAUAUAUUAUCAUUUUGUUACAAAUUGACAAAGGAUGGUAUUACAUAUGUGGGAAUAAUUCAAAAACACCUAAAUAAGUGUAUCAGUAGAUUUUAGUAAUCUUUACUGUCAUUGCCUUAGAUGUCACUUUUUUUAAAGCUAACUUAACUUCCAAUAUAUAUUCACUACUUCUGAAGAUUCAUAAUACUGUUCAAGAUGUCUGCUGAUAUUUCAAUUAUAUAAUUCAAACGAGGACUUGAU